AUGGAGGACCUCAAUUUGCUCAACAGCAUCCCCGUUGAUGAGGAAUACGGUGGAUUCGAGUACCUGGAAGAGGAGGAAGCCAGUUCGGCAUACUCAGUCGCCUCGUCAGUCUACAAUUUCCGUGUUGAAAAUGGCCGUCGAUAUCACGACUACAAAGACGGACAUCCCUUCCCCUAUGAUGAAGUGUCGGAGGAGAAUGAACAAGUGUUGCACGCAAUGAUCCUGCUUCUCUUCGACAACAAAUACUUUGUGUCUCCAAUCGACGAGUCCGCCCUGCACUGUGUUGUCGAUGUCGGUACCGGCCUGGGCCUGUGGGCUGAAGGGGUUGCUGAAAGGUACCCGCAUGUUCAGGUCGUGGGCAUCGACACUAUCAUCCAUGAGCGCUCACUUCAGCCAAAUUGUUCCUUUAUUCUCCAGGAUGCCACUGACGAAUGGGUCUUGGACGACCCCUCGAUGAAAUUUGACCUGGUCCAUAUCAGAAACUUGUUUGUGGGUGUAAGAGACUGGGAUGCAUUAUACGCUCAAUGCUUUGAGAAAAUGAAUUCGGGUGGAUGGAUCGAACAAGCCGAAAUGGAGAUCGAUGCUCGUACCGACGACGGAUCCGAGCUACCAGACAGUCAGAUUGUGAAGUUAUGCAAGUUUGUCGACGACAUGACAGCUGCCACUGGGAGAGAUUUCCGCGUCUCCUCCAAUUUGAAGAAUGCGAUUGAGCAAGCCGGCUUCGUCGACGUCCAGGAGCAGAGAGUAAAACUUCCUUUGGGCCCUUGGGCUUCCGACCCCAAAUUCAAAGACAUCGGCAGGUUCUUUGAACGAUUCUACAAAACCGGCCUCCAAGGCUGGCUCCUACAAAUUUGCAUCCGAUACUUUGGGUGGACACUGAAAGACGUGAACGACGCAUGUGUAAAAGCAUUCCAAGAGAUCAACUCCCGCCAACAACACAUGUAUCUUACACUGUAA
Cladophialophora psammophila CBS 110553 is the source of this 957-nucleotide messenger RNA. RefSeq lists its product as uncharacterized. The record is from RefSeq and is a predicted model, not a curated record. Lineage: Eukaryota; Fungi; Ascomycota; Eurotiomycetes; Chaetothyriales; Herpotrichiellaceae. The transcript has 3 exons. Gene Ontology annotation, molecular function: methyltransferase activity. Bases 1 to 957 code for a protein of 318 amino acids.